ACCGCUUCAAAAAGCCCUAAGAUAACCAAGUCUCGGGAGCUUGGCAGCCGCGUAGGAGGCGAACAUGUCGGAGCGGAAAGUUUUAAACAAAUACUACCCACCAGACUUUGACCCGUCAAAGAUCCCCAAACUCAAGCUGCCAAAGGACCGGCAGUACGUGGUGCGGCUCAUGGCUCCUUUCAACAUGAGGUGCAAGACGUGCGGAGAGUACAUCUACAAGGGGAAGAAGUUCAACGCACGCAAGGAGACCGUGCAGAACGAGGUCUACCUGGGGCUGCCCAUCUUCCGCUUCUACAUCAAGUGCACACGCUGCCUGGCUGAGAUCACCUUCAAGACAGACCCUGAAAACACAGACUAUACCAUGGAGCACGGGGCCACAAGGAACUUCCAGGCUGAGAAGCUCCUGGAGGAAGAGGAGAAACGCGUGCAGAAGGAGAGGGAGGAUGAGGAGCUGAACAACCCCAUGAAGGUGCUAGAGAACCGCACGAGGGACUCGAAGCUGGAGAUGGAGGUGCUGGAGAACCUGCAGGAGCUGAAGGACUUGAACCAGCGCCAGGCGCACGUGGACUUCGAGGCCAUGCUACGCCAGCACCGCCUGUCCCAGGAGGAGCGGCAGCAGCAGCAGCAGGAGGAGGACGAGCGGGAGACGGCGGCCCUGCUAGAGGAGGCUCGGCGAGGCCGGUUGCUGGAGGACUCAGACUCAGAGGACGAGGCUGUUCCCGCCGCGCCCCGGCCUGCGGUCAGGCCCAGCCCCACCGCCAUCCUACACGAGGUUCCAAAGACCAAGAGGAAGGCGGAUGGCAGGGCGCAGCUGGCGGGCCUGGUGGUGGUGAAGAAGAUAAAGACACAAGCCGAGGGCCCGGGCCAGGGGAAGGCCCCAGGUGCCCCACAGAGUGGGACGGAAGCCGGCCCUGUGCCCCAGACGCCCGGCGCCUCCUCCCUGAGCCAGCUGGGUGCCUACGGGGACAGUGAGGACAGCGAGGGCAGCAGCUGAGCGCCGCCCACCCGAGGGCCAUCUCAGGUCCAGCCUUGGCCACACUGGAAACCCCAGGAGCUGGCGGUCACCACUGGAGGUCCCCACACCAGCCAGCGCCACCAAAGGACACCUCAUCCACGGCCGGCAAGGCCCAGCUCCUGCACGCCAGCAGCGUGCUGUCCCCAGAAAUCCUGGCUGCACCCGGCCUCCGAGCCCUGCUGGGCUGUCCUGGAGAUGUGCACCCUGACUGCCCUCUGGAGUGCCCCCCUCCCUCUCCCCCAUGCCACCUGUGCAACCCGUAAAUGGACUCUGCCUGGCAGCAGCCACCUUCGCUGCUUAUGUGCAGAGGCUUUGCUGCAGGACCCUCUUGUUCCAGAGACUUCCUGUGUCCCCCACGUGUACCCCACCCAGGGUCUGGGCUUUGGGACCACAGCAUCCUUACGUUCAUUGAUACCAGAGUUCAGCCUU
Dipodomys ordii (Ord's kangaroo rat) is the source of this 1444-nucleotide messenger RNA. It is a transcript of the gene Yju2, whose product is annotated as coiled-coil domain containing 94. Gene Ontology annotation, biological process: mRNA splicing, via spliceosome. Gene Ontology annotation, cellular component: U2-type catalytic step 1 spliceosome. The coding region runs from base 65 to 994 and encodes 309 amino acids. The transcript is spliced from 8 exons. Lineage: Eukaryota; Metazoa; Chordata; Mammalia; Rodentia; Heteromyidae. The record is from RefSeq and is a predicted model, not a curated record.